Messenger RNA from Penaeus chinensis, 7035 nucleotides. Its product is annotated as microtubule-associated protein 1B-like. The transcript has 8 exons. Gene Ontology annotation, cellular component: endoplasmic reticulum. NCBI's taxonomy places the organism in Eukaryota, Metazoa, Arthropoda, Malacostraca, Decapoda, Penaeidae. The coding region runs from base 126 to 6938 and encodes 2270 amino acids. The record is from RefSeq and is a predicted model, not a curated record.
UGUAAGAGAGGGAGUGUGUAUGUGUGCGUGUUCGUGUGCGUGUGUGUGUGUUUGUAGACCUGUGUGUAUGUAUGAAUGUUAGGAUGCAGUCCGCCUAAGCAGACCCUUCCUAACUCGGGCAGGUGAUGAUCUACCUGAUCGAGGGCGUUCUUCCCGAGUCCUACUUCGCAAACAACCUCAGGGGCCUCAGCGUUGACAUGGCAGUGUUCAGGGACCUCCUUCGGCUGCGGCUUCCUCACCUCUCGCGACACCUGGAGCACCUGCAACAUGACGCUGCUGAUCUUGCAACCGGCACCAGCUACGAACCACCGCUCACUAACGUCUUCACGAUGCAGUGGUUCCUAACGCUGUUCAGCAACUGCCUCCCGCGGGAGACAGUGAUGCGCGUGUGGGACCUGACGUUCUUGCAGGGGGACGAGGUCCUCCUUAGGACGGCUCUCGCCAUCUGGGACGGCCUUGCAGUGCGAAUCCUAGACGUUCACUCGGCAGACGAAUUCUACACGGUAAUGGGCGUGCUCACUCAGGAGAUGCUAACCUACGGCCUCAUGGACGCCAACAAGUUAGUGCAGACUGUGGUGGGAAUAGCCCCGUUCCCGUUUCCCGGCCUGGCGGAAUUGCGAGACAAGUACACGUAUAAUAUAACGCCGUGGACCCAGUCUGUGUCGUCUGUGGCCAAGAGAGGACUCAGGCUUUUCUACUCAGACGACGACGACGACGACAACGAUGAGGACGACCAGAAGAUCGCGGUAGCCACGGCGUUUGGCCUCUCUGGCAUCUUUAGGAAAGGUAUAGAGAGCCGCGGGCCUUCCCCCGUAGGCGGUGGCAGUUCAGCAUCACCUGGAACCUUCGUGCCCCUUGGGUUUCCAUCGUCUCGGCAUGCCCAUGAGAUCUCUCGUCCGAACUUAGAUAUCUCUGCCCUAAAGAAGCAGUACGCCCGUCUAAGGGAGAGGCAGAAACAGGCACAUAUCAUCCUUACGGCCUCACAGCUUCGCGUUGGCUCCACCUUGAGCGGCGGAGGGUCGCAGCGAUCGACACCGCUCGCCAUGAACCACCUCCUGAGGGGGAAGAAGGCCCUGACGUCCAAGACGAAGCGAGGAGCACCUCAGGGGGUCAUUCCCGUAAUGGAACCGAAGAAGAAGGUCGAACGGAAAUUCAGCGACUCGACAGGAGCACGUCCCGCUCCUCAAGCACAGAAAGUGCAGCUCAAGUCCAGCACACGAUCUCUCCGCAGCCACUACCAGACCCUGAAGCGUCCGCCAAGCAGUUGCUCGCAAAGCCCUCCCAAGGUAGAGACCUUGCACUGGAAGGAUACGCCUCGCAGGGAUCGGAGGGCUUCGCUGCCCUCUGGUGUCAAGCUCCUGGAAGCCCCUACGCCUUCACCCAGCGCCCUCGGCGUCCAGGAUGAGGCAGAUGACGCUGAAGGAGGCAGUAGCACGUCCACCGAGCUCUGCGACGACGAGGAUGAAGACAAGCUGAGCGACCUUGAGGCCGACGUGACCGCGGAGGGGCGCCCGGCCACCACUUCUCCGCGCCUCGAAACUGUCACGGAACUGCAGACGCCAUCGCCAGCCAAGCAGCAGCGGAAAAAGCAAGAAGCUAAAGCGAUAAUCUCAGAGAGAGAGAAAGCGGCUACUGAUAAAGAAAUCGAGCUGAAGCCAGAAGCGAAGCUGUUGAUAAAGGAACCACAAGAAAUGUCUAAACCAGAAGUGACGGCACAGAUUGUGUCAGACAAUGAAUCUAGAGAGAAAUCGGAAAUUAAAUUAGAGUUAGAAUUAGAAACAGUGGAAGGCAAACUUGAAGAUGCAAAAGCAGACAUUAAACCAUCAUUGCGUGAAGAACAAGAAGAAACAGAAACUAGUAUCAAAUUAGGAGAUAUAAAAGUAAAAAUUGGUCUAGUGGAGAGAAGUGAAGAAGAGAGUGUAAAGCAGACCAAACUAGAAGAUAUAAUAAAGAACAUAAUACCAGAAAAUAAGUUACUGGAAAUAGAAUCACAAAAGGAACCAGAGACGUUAGAAUCAGAAGAGAUGAAAUCAGAAACUAAGCCAGGGAAGAUAAAGGCAGAAAGAGAAGCAGAGAUGAUAACAUCGGAAAUGAAGCCAAAAGAGAUAAAACCGGAAACUAAAGAAGUUGAGAUAAAACCAGAAAUUAAACCUAUGGAGAUAAAACCACAAUUUAAAGCAGUGGAGACAAAACCGGCAAAUGAAUCAGUGGAGAUAAAACCAGAAAUUAAAGAGAUUACAGAAUGCACAGCAGUUGAAUCAUUGGAGACAAAACCAGAAAUAAUAUCAGUGGAUAUAAAGGCAGAAAUUAAAUCAGUAAAAAACAAACCUGAAGUGAAAGUAGAGCCAGAACUUAAAGAUAUCACAGAACAUGCAGCAGUUGAAUCAUUGGAAAUAAAAACAGAAAUUAAAACAGGGCAGGUAAGACCAGUAAUUGAAUCAGUGGAAAUAAAACCAGAAAUAAUAUCAAUUCAGAUGAAACCAGAUAUUCAAUCACAGGAAAUAAAACCUGAAAUUAAAGUAGAGAUAAGACCAGAAAGUGAAUCAGUGGAGGUCAAACCAGAGAGUAAAGAGAUAAACAUAAAACUAGAGUUUAACUCAGGGGAGACAAUAGCAGAGCCUGAGUUAACAUCAAUAACACUAAAGACUAAGCAAGAGGAGUCAAAGCAAGAAGAGUUAACACCAAAAGAUAAAGAAGAGGAGGUUAAGCAAGAAGGUAAAGUAGAAGAGUUUGAGGCAGAAGAUAAACUGGAAACUGUCAGAGCAGAAAAUAAGUUACCGGAAAUGAAGCCAAAGGAAAUAAGGCUUGAAGACAAAGCAAACGAGACAAAACUUGAAAAACAAGCAGUCGAAAAUAUCCUUAAGGAAAUAAAACUAGAGAAUGAAGUCGAGGAGAUGAAGGUGAAAAGCGAGCUAGAGGAGACAAAGCCAGAAGCAAGAGUAGAAGUGAGACUGGAGGAACAGUCGGCUACAGUUCCAGACAUGGGACAUGAGAGACAGGAUGCAAUAGUUGGGGCAGGUUGGGAGGAAGCGCCAUAUAAAGAAAUAGUACAGGAAGGUGUUCGAAAAAGCGAGAUAAGUAAAGAUGUACAGGAAAAUAUAGUGCAAGUUGAAAAAUCUGGAAAGACGAAAUUUGAUAAGAGAGAGGAAGAGGAACCAAUAGAACUAAAGCUAGCAGAAGGGGUAUUUGAGUGGACGAAACUUGACUUUACGCAGGAAGAAAUAAAGCCAGAACAGGUUACAGAACGUACCGCAUCCCUACCUCUCUCGCCGCACUUGGCAGCCGAUGAAGUAGCAGAGGGCGAUAUUCCAGUCCAGGCUGAGAAUCCGCCACCCAGCUCUUUAUAUUCUCCUAGUUAUGCGUUCUCUUACGGGAUUCCUUUGGAGGUUCUCUUGGCGGGGAAAAAUCUUACAGCCGCUGAAAUCAUAGCAAGGAUUCCUUUUCCAAGUGACGUCAGCUUUAUGAAAGGCCCCGAAGAGAUAGAUAAAUUCAGUGCUCAGCACAAUGUCACGCCACAGAGGUCACCAAUUGAAACUACCUUUCCAGAUUUCCCAUCACUUGUACCUGUCAGUGAAACCUCACUGACAGUGAAGAUGUCCCCUGAUUCCUCACCAUCAUUAUCUCCAUCACCAUCUCCAAGAACUUCCCCCAUUAGUGUAUCACCACACAGAUCUCUUACAAACACUCCUAGUAUAUCUCCAAAUAUCACGCAAGAAACUAAAGCUUGCAUAAAUUGGUCACAGACAGAGCUGCCUUCUACACCCCCAGAAUCUAGAAUGAGUUCGCCACUCAUCCCGCCCAAAUCCCCUAAAAUUACAGUUGAGGAUGAAAAGAAAAAUGUUUUUGAAAUCCAUACUGGGGUUUCGGGAUUUUCAACAUUUGUAUUUCAUCCCCUAGAGGAGACAGGAGAAAAAUCACUUUCUAAUAUGUGUCCAGACGUUGAAUUUGAAUUCAACUCAGAUUCAGAUGCAAAAAAAUUGCCUGGAGAAAAAGUACAAAAGUCUAGGAAUCCAAACAUGAGAAACAAACAUAUAAGCGACUCUCCCAUUCUCCAAGAUACUCCUUUUGUAGAGACUCCGGGGUUUAGCCAAAGAAGCACUGAGAUCAGUGCAAGCUCAGAUAUGGAAAGACAUCCAUGUGAGACAACAAAACAUUUUAAUAUCGGUAUUAAUAUACAAGACGGUACCGAAACGAAGGACGUGACACUUUCAGAUAUAAGUGUUAAACACGGUAUUAAAGACCCUUACACCAUAGGGAAUAAAGAUAUGCAUGAGGUUUCAGAGGAAAAUGACAUUGAUGUGUCGUCAAAAGUUCUUACAUUCAGAGAAAAUAUAUCAAGGUCAAAACUCUCCUCCAUGUUGACAGAUGAUGCUGAGAAGGAACCAGGUGCACUGACUACUGAUAGCUUUAAGACAGAUACUUCCCAUGAUGCAUGCUACCUGCAGUCAUCAUCAAGCUUAGAGAUUGAAAGUCAGUAUCCCACUGUUCCUGAACUUUCAGAUAUCACCCAGCCUAAAGUAUCAAGUGCAAACAAUGAAUCACUUGAUAUUCAACUAGAAGGCACUGAAAUAUGUUUGAGGACUGAACUUGACCAAUCAAAAGCUGCAAUUUCAGGGGUAGACGUAAUACAAUCAACAAGUCCAAUUUGUAGCAGUGAAAACUCUUUGCCAGUUGUACCUUUGGUUACCCAUUUGGUAUCUAAAACAGAAAUACGAGUCUCAGAGACUCAUGCCGAAGAGUUCAAGACAACCAAACAUACAAGUAACAGUAAGUCAUUACUAUUACAUUCACAAAUCAAAAGUUCUUUGUUAUCUGUUGGAUCUAUGGAUGAUGUUUCUAAAUCUGCUGGUAAUCAGGAAUUAGAACAAAAAUCUAGUUCCUCUGAGAUUAAAGAUUUAUAUAAUUCUUCUCAAGCAAACAGCUCCAGAGAAUCUGAUGUAGGUCCUCUUGAUAACAGUAUUUCUUCUGUGAUAAUACCACUUGAGAGUAAAAUACUUACAGAAGUAACCAGAGAGGACAGAGAAUUUGUGCACACACACAGUCAAGCAGAGAUGAAUAUGUACAAAACAGAUGUCACAGCCAGGCUUUCAGCAGCAGAGACAGUUGCCCCUUCUAAGAUAUCAUUGGAAGAGAGGAUUUCAGCUUUGCUUCCACCAGAAACACUUGCUACAUGGACUGCUAAGUACGAAUGUGAAAAAGUGGUAUCACUUAAUGAAGAACCAGGUGGGAUAUCAAAGCAAGAGAAUUUAUCUCACACUGAUAAUUUUUUUGAAACAAAUUUGCCUUUAUUAGAUGAAUCUCAAGAUGAAGCAAAAAUCUUAAUCGUAGAAAUGCAAGGAGAAACAUCCCAUUCAGAGUUAUGUAAGAAAGAAAGUGAGCCAGUGCCCGCAGAAAAUAGCCAAACAUCCAAACAAUCAACGGUAGGGACAGAUGACAAAGCAGAUCAAGAUUUGAAAAAAUUCUUCGACGACUCAAAAUUGUUGCUUAUAGAGAAUAAUGGAAACAUAACACAAGAAAAGGUCAGAGAAGAAAUACAUUGGUUACCUACAGAGCCUAUUUCAAAAGACAAAAAUCUACCUCCUGGAACAGAAUAUCAUAUAAAUUCAGAUAAGCUGCCUUCUUACAAAGAAGGAAUACAAAGGACAGCUGGAAAGGGAAAUGAGGAAAGUGCCUUGUUAUUUAUGAAAGAUGAAAUUGAUGCACAGCUUGGAAAAAUCCAAUAUAGUACACCUGAAGUCUGUUCACUAUUUGUAGAAAGAUCAAGUGAUAUAGUGGAAUUUGCAAUAGAUAAGUUAUCCCAAGAAACAGAAUUAGGGGCCACCAAAAAGUCUCAAAAGGGGACACUACCAAUUUCAAAGACAUCUUGUGAUGUGAAGCCAUACUCAUUAGAGAUAACAAAGCUAGGAGAGUCUACGGAUGAGCUGGCAUCCUCCCAGAUGGUUACAGAUGAUGAGAGCAUUAGUUGUUUAGGAGACGUGCAAGAAGCAAGUCAACCUCCUUUCAGGCGACAGCGAGGAGAAUCGUCAUUGACUACAUCACUGGAGGGAAGGAUUUCGGCAUUUCCGUGUAGAAUUGAUUCUGAGGAAAAUGUUUUAUCUUUCGAGGAAACUGGUGAAGACGAUGCUGUGUUUGAAAGCAGUGGGCCAGAGAUGGAAACUGAUUUCUUUAGUGAAAAGGAUUUAAGCUCAGAGGCUAUUCGCCAGAGGCUUUGGAGGGGUGUCAAAUCCCUGAGUUUAGAUGCUGAUAUUACACUUGAUCCUGAUAUUUUCUGCUUUUUAAUACAGCAGAGUACAAAAUCUAGUCAUAGUAAAGAAGGCAAGAGGAAAGGUUUGCAAAAACGAAGAAACAGUGAGGUAGAAUUGCAAGAGUUAGUAAAAGAAAAUACAGAAAUCAUAGAGAGAAUUAUGAAGCAAAAGUCAGUUGAAGACGCAGGAGCACUGAUAUAUAGCAUCAAAGAGACAGAUACACCAGCCAAUACACCCAUAGAGGAGCAUGAACAUGAAGUACAUUCUGUGAAAAGCAACUCCAACAGAGAGCUCGAGAGUUACACGAAAUCCUCUAGUAGCAGUACUGAGCCACAUGAACUAUCCCUGGCAAAGUCAAGUAGCAGUGAUCUAAGCGAAGCACUAAGUCUAGCAAAAGAAAUCAAGUCUUCACCUUCCAAGGAAAUGCCUUCCAGUCAAGUGUCUUCACUUGACCGGAAAAUGAGCAGUCAAGGUUCUGAUUCGGAACCUACAGCAAAGAGUACUAGUACUAUCAAAUCAUCUUCCAAAACUACCAAAAUCUCACGAUCUUCCAGUGUUUCACUUGAAGGUCCAAUGAGACCUAUCACAUUUAAUCCAUUCCCAACAAGGAAUGUUCCCCGGCAGCCAAAGGAAGUUGCAAUAAAAUUAGGUCUCUAUAGCCCUACUAAAACAUCCAGUAGUUCUCCAACUUAGGGCCCAACUUCAAGACUAAAAUUAUAGGUGGCCUUGUAUAUGCAUCAUAAAACUUGAAUGUUAGAGAGACCUUUUUGAAUAUAUAAUGAAGCAUUUA